Molecule: messenger RNA, 2056 nt
Organism: Aspergillus calidoustus
Lineage: Eukaryota; Fungi; Ascomycota; Eurotiomycetes; Eurotiales; Aspergillaceae
Source: the annotation of a GenBank genome assembly
GGAGACCAGCUGGAAUGCGACGGAAGCGACACGGGGCCGGCCCACAGAUAACUGCCCAGAGCUGGGUAUCUGGAGAUAGGCCUAUCAAGAUGAUGAUAAGGAAGCUAUGUGUAUUGAGUUUGCUUGGGAAACAACGACGAUUGGUGAUAAAUACGCCCAUGUUUCAGGCAAAAUCCGGAGCGGACCUGGUUGUAUCGCCUGGACCUUCCGCCGUCUUGUGUGGAGCGGAGCCCGGUUGGCGCUACUCGUUCGCGUGGACCUUCCACCAAGCGCCGCCAACCCCAUGGCACGGGGGAACUGGCUGUUGGAGAACGUGGGGAACAGAUAAGCGAGAAUGGCCGUUGGAGAUGGUUCGAUCAUCAGUCUCAAGUUCAAGUUUUCCCUCUGUUCGUGCUGGAACCGAACACGCAUACAUUCACUAUGGCCGACACGAAAACCACUACCGGGCAGGAGGACCCUGUCCCUGCCAACGAACAUACCCAAGGGGAGAUGGUCAACAUGGAGACCUACAGAGACACUGUUCCCAAGUGGAAGCGAAUCUGGCAGCACAGUUUGACGCAAAUGAUUCUGCUGAGUAUCCAGGCCUUUUGUGGGCCGGCCAUGUCGGACGCCAUCACUGGUCUCGGUGGUGGUGGUCUCGCAACUCCUCAAAUCUCCAACAUUUCGACCGCCAUUCGAUAUGCGCUCCUUGCCGUCGUCUGCUUCAUGGGCGGUCCUAUUGUCAAUAAAAUCGGCGUCAAGUGGGCUCUCGUGAUCGGCUCCAUGUCCUUCCCUAUUCAGGGAUCCGCGUACUACUGCAAUAGCAAGUUUGGAAACCAGUGGUACCUCAUUCUUAGCGGCGCCAUCAGUGGUAUCGGAACAGCGUGUUGGUACGUUGCUGAAGCUGGUGCCAUCAUGACGCUUGCUCCGUCUGGUGCGCGUGGAAAAUAUCUCGCUCUCUGGAUUGUUUCGCGCAACCUGGGACAAUUGGUUGGUGGUGCUAUCAACCUAGCCAAGAACCACGAAGCAGGAGCCGAAGGUGGUGUCACUCCUGAUACAUUCAUCGCCUUCCUCGUCAUUGAGUGCAUUGCUUUGCCAUUCGCCCUUUUGAUUGUCCCCUUCCAACACGUCGUCCGAUCUGAUGGAACCAAGAUUGUGACUGCCGAGACCCUCUCCACUAAAAUGGAGUUCCGCCGCAUUGCAAAGACUGUCACCUCCAAGCUUAUUGUUCUUUCCUCUGGAUGGGCUCUGUGGUCCUUCUUCUAUACUGGUACCUGGUCCACAUACCUAGGAACCUACUUCUCUGUCCGCGCUCGCGCCCUCUCUUCUCUCAUCUCGCCCUUCUUCUGCAUCAUUGGCUGCUUCGGCCUUGGCUUUAUCCUCGACAUGAAAUCCCUCUCACAGCGCCGCCGCGCCCAACUAGGCCUAUACACUGUUGUUAUCCUCAAUGUUGGCGUCUAUAUCUGGAGCAUCAUUAUGCAAGUCCGCUUCAACGAAAACAACCCAGGCCACAUUGACUGGUCAGAUGGCCUCUAUGCCAAGUCGUUCCUCCCCUACUUCUUUAUUCAAACCACGGGACCGCUCAGCCAGAGUUAUAUGUAUUGGUUGCUGUCCAGUUUUGCAACUGAUGCACAGGAAAACGUCCGAAAUGGCGCUGCCUUCCGCUGCAUCGAGGCCGUUGGGCAGGCCAUCGCGUAUGGAAUGAAUACCCAGACGACCAGCGACCCUCUGAUUGGAUUCUGUGUGACAUUUGGCCUUCUUGGGAUUUCGCUUAUCCCUAUGAUCAUGCUGGUGAAUACGACGCCCGACCAGAUUCCGGCUGAUAUUAUCGCUGCCGAACAGGCAGCCGCUGAUGAAAAGGUUGCGGCUGUGUAGAUCACCCAUUUGCUAGGGGAGAGUGUACGCUCAACAGAGAAUGAUUUUCACUAUAUUCAUAGCUAGGAGCAUCCGGGCGUCAUGCCAGAAGACAAAUAUACAGUUUCGAGCUUCCACAACCUUCAGCUCCAAUCUUCGAACAAAUUAAUCAUAAUACUUGGCAACAAGCCCCCCAAUAAUCCUCUGAUCCCCAACCUCACUC